AUGGCUGGACACAGGCUCUCAAACUUCUGCCCCCUCCCGGGCAUUGGCGGGGGCGGCCUCGGAGGGCCAGUACCGGUGCGGGUUGACCCUCCGACCUGGUUGAGCGCCCAGGCGGGCCCUGGCAAGCUGGUGGUCUGGCCAGGGGUCGUGCCGGUGAUCAGGCCGGGGGUCUGUCCAGGCCCUGAGGUUUGGGGUGUGCCCCUGGGACCCCCACUGUACGAGUUCCAGGGCGGAAUGGUGCCCUGCGGGUCCUGGCUGGGAGCUGGUGAGGCUGGGACCCGCUUCUGGAGCCCAUCCGAGGGCGCCGGCCCUGGGCCCUACAUCGCCCUGCGGUGCGUCCCGAAGCUGGCGCUGCCGGAGGACGUCUCCGCCAUUCAGAAAGAAGUGAAGCAGCUGGCCCAGGAGCUGAGACAGAAGCGGCUGACCCUGGGCUACUCACAGGCCGACGUGGGGUACGCCGUGGGAGCGCUGUUCGGGAAGGUGCUCAGCCAGACCACCAUCUGCCGCUUUGAGGCCCAGCAGUUGAGCCUGGCCAACAUGUGGAAGCUUCGCCCGCUGCUGAAAAUGUGGCUGGAGGAGGUGGAUGCGAAGAACCUUCUGGGCUUAUGCAAAAUGGAGAUGAUCCUGCAGCAGAGCCGGAAGCGGAGACGCGCCAGCAGGGAGAGGCGGAUCGGAAACAACCUGGAGAGACUCUUCCUGCAGUGCCCCAAGCCCACACCGCAGCAAAUCAGCCGCAUCGCGGGCCACCUGCGGCUGCAGCAGGACCUGGUCCAAGUGUGGUUCUACAAUCGCAGCAGGAUGGGCAGCCUGCCAAGCAGCGAGGCCUCAGCUCGCGAGGAUGCGGCGGCUGCCGGGCCGCCUUUCCCAGGCCCUCCGGUGUGCUUCCCGCUGCCACCGGGGCUCCACUUUGAGCUCCCCCACUGUGGGGGGUGCUGCUUUCCACCCCUGCACCCCUCCGCGCCUGUCCCCGCGGGGAUGGCCCUCCUGCCGGCCCCGGCCACCACCCUGGGCCUCCCCAGGCUUUCCAGCUAA
This is a messenger RNA of Lepus europaeus (European hare), 1032 nucleotides long. It is a transcript of the gene POU5F2, whose product is annotated as POU domain class 5, transcription factor 2. Bases 1 to 1032 code for a protein of 343 amino acids. The record is from RefSeq and is a predicted model, not a curated record. Gene Ontology annotation, biological process: regulation of transcription by RNA polymerase II. The transcript has a single exon. Gene Ontology annotation, molecular function: DNA-binding transcription factor activity, RNA polymerase II-specific; RNA polymerase II cis-regulatory region sequence-specific DNA binding. NCBI's taxonomy places the organism in Eukaryota, Metazoa, Chordata, Mammalia, Lagomorpha, Leporidae.